AUGGCAUCUCUUCUACAAGACACGUUGUAUGAAAUUCAGUGCCAGGCUCCUGCUCCUAGCAAAGAUUUCCAUCAUUUGGUUAUAACGAAAAAAGAGAUUAUCUUAAGGUCCUGGAAGAUUUCAGUACGCACUGAGCACAGGAAAAUGUUGCCACGAGAAAUAAAGACAACACACAAUGAAUUCCUUCAAAUGACCACGAUGCACAAGUCAUUAGAAAAGAUCUUUGGCAAGGCUACAAUGGAAUAUGUAUUGAAUUUGUGUAGAGGGCAAUUUGAUUUCAUUGUUCGGAUACCUGAUAGCCUUAAGAUUUGUAUCUUAUGCUUUCUCGAUACACAAGACAUUAAGCAGCUGGCAGAGACCUGCAAGACGUACCAGAAGCUAUGCGGCAGCGAGGAAUUCUGGGAAAAAAUCAAACCAAAGCCGGAGAUAAAUAUCAAUGCUGUAGGAAGGAAAGGCGGUUCAGUUUCAGUGAAGACAAGCAAAGCGAAUCCGAAAAUUGGACGUCCAGUCUGGAUGCGUAGAAGAAGGAACACUUUGUUUUAG
Molecule: messenger RNA, 543 nt
Organism: Nanorana parkeri
Lineage: Eukaryota; Metazoa; Chordata; Amphibia; Anura; Dicroglossidae
Product: F-box only protein 36-like
Exons: 4
Coding region: 1-543 (180 amino acids)
Molecular function (GO): protein binding
Source: RefSeq, a predicted model, not a curated record